This is a messenger RNA of Leptidea sinapis, 7236 nucleotides long. RefSeq names its product store-operated calcium entry regulator STIMATE-like. Gene Ontology annotation, cellular component: membrane. The coding region runs from base 173 to 928 and encodes 251 amino acids. The record is from RefSeq and is a predicted model, not a curated record. The transcript has 6 exons. NCBI's taxonomy places the organism in Eukaryota, Metazoa, Arthropoda, Insecta, Lepidoptera, Pieridae.
UUUGUAAUUCCAUGGAAAUUGGAUUUUUUAUUUUUGUUUACCACUUUUAUUUAAAUUGUUGUAAUACUUUCUACCUUCAAAAUUUAAAUAGUUAAUUAUGAGUUGAUUGCGAAGGACGUUCAAUAAUUAAAAUAAUAUUAUCAAGUUCACCUGUAGCUUGAAGAAAUGAAAAAUGAAUAAUAGUUCUGAUGUUAUUUACUGGUCAGAGCUCCAUUGCUCUAAAGAUGCUCUUACAGAUACAUAUGGAUGGUUCAUGCAGUUUCUAUUGGCAAUAUUAGCAUUUACUUGCCUUAUAGGUAAAAGAUUCUGUGAACCAAGAUAUGCACGAAGACCAUGGUUAAUUUGGUUUUAUGACACUUCAAAACAAGGUCUUGGGGCAUUGAUAAUUCACGCAGCAAAUGUUUGGCUGUCUCCAACACUCACAGGAAAUCCCUGUACAUGGUACAUUGUGAACUUUAUGUUGGAUUCAACUCUUGGGCUUCUCAUAAUUUGGGCUGGCAUCAGGCUCGCCCAGUACUACGCGAGGCUGUAUGACAUACCAUUGAUCAAUUUUGGGGAAUAUGGCAAACCAGCCAUGUGUUCAGCCUGGGUGUGCCAGUGUGUGCUGUACGCAGCUCUCGCUACGUUUGCCAAGUCCAUCCUGGCACUGGUACUCCGCCUGCCGCCGGUAGUGGCCGUACUCUCCACGCUCAGGCUGUCUCCCGUCUCCGACCCUCGGCUAGAGUUAGCUGUGGUUAUGCUCAUCAUACCCUUCUUUGUUAAUAUCUUAAUAUUUUGGGUGACAGAUAACUUCCUCAUGUACCACCCGAGAGGCGUCAGCAGUAAAAUUAAAACGAAGGUACGGUAUCAAUCGAUAAAGAAGGAGAAAACAUACUCGGAUGAAGAAGAUCAUUCGGCGGAUGAAAGAUUGUUGACCGCAAAUGUAUGACCCACGCGGAAGCCCAGCUUGUACAGGGCUUAGUUGAGAUAAGUUUCUCCUUUUAAUUAUAUUGUGCCUAAAAUAAUAUAAUCUAAUGUGUUAUUACAAAAAAGUGAAAAAAAAGUUCUAUUACAUAUCUGUGUCUCUCUGUUGUUUAGCAUUCAACAACCUCUAGACAUUGCUUAUAUUUACCAGUGACAGGCUCCUUUGUACAGGAUGCCGUCUAGAUUAUGGGUACCACAACGGCGCCUUAUUCUGCCAUGAACCAGUAAUGUGUAAGCAUUACUUUAUUUCGGUCUGUAGGGCGCCGUAGCUAGUGAAAUUACUUUGAAUAUUAGACUUAAGGCGAAGAGUAAGCAGAAAACACGCAAACAUGGUGUUUUUAGACAAGUUUUGUGGUGAAAGGAUAGCAUUUCGAGCUAUGAACACUACUUAAUCUUGUUACACAUAUCCUUAAGUCUUAUUUGUAGGUUGCUAAUUCUUGCUGUUGGUUAUAGUUAACACUGCCGAGCCUUUUUGACUUCCUUCUUCCACUUUUCUUUGAAGUUAAACAAGUUUUUUGGCAUGGCGUGACCCAUUUUUUUGGUACUUCUCUCAUAAAAGUUAUUCUUAUAGCUUGUACUUUUUUGUGUAGGUUCAUUUAUUCAGAUUAGUAGUGACUGACGAGGAUUUUAAGCAUAUAAACUGUUUUCCACGCAAGAAUUUUGAAAAUAUUGGCUUUGUUACAUAGAUGGCGGACUGGCAGCCGUGAACUCAUAUCGCUCAAGGUCGCUGGCAUUUAGUGUCGCCUUAACAUCUUAUGUCUUAAUGUGACGAGCGCUAUUGUAGUGCCGCUCAAAAGUUUUGGGUUUUACAAGAGCUGAGCGGCACUGCAUUGUAAUGGGCAGGACGUAUCAAUUACCGUCAGCUGAUCGUCCUGCUCAUCUCGUCCCUUAAUUGAUAUAAAUACGAGUCUAAGCUUGUCUAAGGUGUUCCUAUCUGAUAGAUCAUAAUAUUCGCGUGGAAUAUUUAGAUUAUACCAUGACAGAUAGAUGACUUUUUGUCGAAUGCGACAACCAAUCCCUUUUCAGUACCGCAUUAAUGGUAAGCUCAUAAGUAGACGGAAUUCAAUGAAAGAUCUGGGUGUGACAUUUGACCAAAAGCUUAACUUUCACGACCAUAUAAUAACAGUCACACAAGAGUCCUUUAUGAGACUAGGUUUCGUAUUUAGGAAUACGCGCGAUUUCCACAGCGUCAAUAUUAUACAACUGGUUUACCGUACCCUUGUGCGUAGUAAGCUUGAAGCGAGCUCGUGCGUAUGGAAUCCCUACGAAGUAACCUACUCCCUUAUGCUGGAGAAAGUUCAAAAAGCAUUUUUGCGUUUCCUGUAUAAGCGGAAACUAGGUUACUACCCGUACUUGUACCCGACGGCGUAUCUCGUCGGUUGCCUUGGAUACAACACUCUGGAAACCAGACGGGCUCUCGACCAGGCAACUACCUUGCUGAAAGUUAGCCGGGGCUUAAUAGCUAAUGAGCUGAUUCGAUUGUAUACACCUGACAAUUAUAUUCGUAGUAGAAAUCACCGUCUGCUGGCGGUACCCGCUUGUCACACGGUAGUAGCACGCACUGCGGCGCCCGGGCCGCGAGUCUUGAAAUUGUUUAAUCACCUCGUAGAAGCCCGCCCUGAUUGUGAUCUAUUUACUAAUAGACUUGAAGUGUUGGUGCAGUUGCUGCUCCAACUUUGUGAGUCCUCGCAUAAUAGCGUCUAACAUUUAUAGUUUAAUGUACUUGAUUAUUGUAAUUGGUGUUGUAACCGUUUUAAUCAAAAUAAAUAAAUAAAAUAAAUAAAUGACAGCUGACAGCUGACAAAAAUUGCGUUCCGUUCCUUUAAUUGUUUCUGUACACUUCAGUAUAUGUUGUGCUUAACGCCUUUUUACUUAAACAUAAGCUAAACAACUGUUUUGUAAUAGAAAAAGAUAAACUUAAUUUUAGACAUCGUAAUUGUUGUUACUGACGUUGUAGUUAGAUCGCUGUCUAACAAAACACGUAUCUAACACAUGUUUAAUUUUUUUUUUUGGAAUAACACCAUGUUUAAUAGCUUCCCAGAUUCUUUCAGCUACAAUAUAAUAUGUGGAACUAUAAUAUUUCUAAUAAUAACACAAGGGCAUCACAAUUAUCAUUUAUUGGUCUGACUGAACGAAGAAAUUUCCGUGUCAACGUUGAAAUAGGUUUAAUUGAACUUUAAUUAUCUAUCUCUAUAAAUUGAAUUCUGUUUAGUCUAAGAUAUCUAAAGAACGUCCUUAGACUUAAUUAAUAAUCUUUAAUUUCGUUUUUAUAGUCAUUUGACAGCAAACGUCAAGUUCGCGUCUUUUUGUUUCUCAGCUAAGUUUAACGUGAGCGCAGUGUUAGUACGCUCUAUAGAUACGGCCGAAGAGCGUACUAAGAUUUUGCUCAGAUUUUACUUCGGUAAAAUUAAGCUGAGUGUGAGCUUAGCAUAAUGUCUGAUUUCGUUUUUAUAGUCAUUUAGCAGCUGAAAUCGUACUGUGCUUAAGCUAAGACAGCCGAAUGCAAAAGUCAAGAUUGCGCUUUAUAGUUCUACGUAAGUAAAGUCUCAGCAAACUCUAAGUACGCUCUAUAGAUCUCAGUUAUAUAAACUGUGCAACUUGGAUUACUUUAACAUUAAUGAGUAUGAUAAUACUUGCGCCACAAGGACGAGUAAAAAAAGAAGGACUCCGCGCCGUGAUAUUAGUAAGUGAAGCACCGUUAUGCUAGUCUGUGUGCGGUUGCGGGGGAUACUAGUUACACAAUUUUUUCUCCCUUAAAUAAUCAUAUAUGGCCACAAAUACUUAUAUAGUAUCGUUUUUACACUUUUCCACAACGCACGACGGCAUUUUAAAAUAUUUUAUUGAGACGCAAACUGAUCUGUCACAGACGAUGACAAUUCUCAUAAUGGCCGCCUAUCGGCCUGUAGUAGUGUAAGUGUGUGCGUGGGGCUAUGUAUUUACACGUUAAUCGGUUUGUUUUGGUGCUACACUGUUAUGUAAGGUGACACGGAGUCCUUAUUUUUUUACUAGUCCGUGUUGCGCCAUUAUAAAAUGGUCUUUAACAAGUUGAGAAAAGUUUCUUUUUUAUGUAGAUAUAGGUACUUUAUAGUCUCCUACGAUUUCAUUGACUAAUUAUAAUACUGAGUGAUUGUAUGGUGUAAAAUAAUCAUAUAAUAAGAUAUUAUAAAAAUACUACUAUGAUAAACCUUGAGUAAAUAUGAUAUUAUUUUUUGAAUGUUGUUUAAUAUUAUGAAUUUGAGGGUAGAAUGAAAUGUAGCGUGUGCAAUGUCACGGUUAGAAGAUCAUCAGUGCUACAGAACUUAAGAAAACAAUGUUUUAAACCAUUACAAAUAUUUUUGACAGUUAUAAAAAGACAAAUGAUGUUUUAUAUAUAAUAAUAAGUAAAGGCGCUGUUGCAUUUAAUUCUACCCUCAUUGUAAAAUAAAAUUAUUGCCAAAUAUAUUCGGUAUAUCAUAUCUAUAGUUAUCUAAUACUCAAAGAAGGCUUGAUAUCUUUAGCAACGUUAUAUACUGUACAUAUAAUAUUAUACAAUAAUAAAACAUAAUUGUUGACUUAUAGAAUGUAUUUAUGUGUACAAUUAUUAUUGGUUUGACAAAUCCAUUUUUCCACAAUUGGCAAUAAUAAUAAUAAUAAUAUUGACACACUCUUACACAAAUAAAGAAACACUUAUAUUAGUGCUUAGGGAGUUAUUACUUACUGAAAAUAUCAUGUUUUUUUUUGUGUUUAUGCUGCGGUGGUGAAUCAGAAAUAAUUUAGGUUAUUGACCCUUCACUGAAGCUCGCAGUAUUUUUCCAUCCAGAUCACACAGCCUAAAAUUCAUCAUGCUUAAGAAAUUAAAUAAACUUUAUAUGAAAUAUACUUAAGUGUGUUCGCAAAUUAAAUUUGAAAACAAAAUUUAUGAACGAUGCGGGACUCAAACUCUUGCGUUCCGUGCGAGCAUUCUUCCACUGAGCCAACCGUUCUAGUGACGUCAGGUUCAUAAAUCUUGAUAUAUGUAUAUAGAAGCCACAACCUGAGAAUUGAACAAGAUUUAUGAACCUUACGUCACUCGAACGGUUGGCUCAGUGGAAGAGCGCUCGCAGGGAACGCGAGUGGUCGUGGGUUCGAGUCCAGCAUCAUUCCUAAAUUUUGUUUUCAUAUUUAUUUUGUGUUAUCAAUCCCAGAAGUGAGGGUUAUCACUUCAAAAAAAAAUAACAAAUUAUUUAGUAUGUACGUUGCGAAUAAAUAAAGAAAUAUAUUUAUAUACAUUAUCAUGUUCCUAAUGAAGUACUUAGGUAAUGUAGUGCCAUUUUGAAAUUAAUAUUUAGAACAUCGAAUUAAGACUGAAAAGGUCUCAUUGUUGCUUAUGUUAAAAAAAUCGUGUAAUAAUUAAUUGCUUCCUUUGAUAAUAAUUCUUUCCUUAAAACAUUCCAUUUAUUGUAUAUUAACGGAAUCCAGUGUAUUUAACAUGGUCUAUAUAUGAAUAGUAUUUUUAAUAAGACAACGUGACUAAAUAUAGACAUAUCAAUUUAUAGGGUCCAUAUUGGCUCACCUAAAGUUGUUUACCCGUAAUUGUUCUUCCUAACUAUUUGUAAUACGAAUGAUCAUUCUUCCUAAAAAUUUUCAUCCUAAACUUUUCAUUUAUACUAUUUGUAGUGCUACCGCCGAUGCUCAUAGCACUGAUGUUUCCGAAAAUUGUAAUAAUUAACAUCAUUAAUGUAAAUAUAUUUAAACUCCUACUGUUUUUUAUCAUAACGCUUUUAUCUCUAAACAUACUCACCAUAAUAUGUUCACUCAUACUCAGAAAGAAACAUUUACCAAGUGUAAUAAAAAAUAUUCUCCAGCACUCGCAGGGUGAGGAAACUUUUAGUUUCAGAUUUAGAAUUUUUUUUAUAUCAUAACCUCAAAAUGUUCAAAAAUUAAUAAGUAACAUUUAAAUGACAUAAUUUCGUUAGUUUUAUUAAUUACUUAAACUCGGUAUAUUAGUUUGAGUCUUCUAGAUUCUGUUUUCUGAAAUAUUACUAUGAAUAAUGGGUGUUGCCAACACCCAUUAUUAAUAUUAUUUUUAAGGUUUGACUUUGAAUAAUAGUAUAAACGAUGGUUAUGUUGAGAAAAUAUAGGAAAACAAAUAAAAGUAUAAUAGAUGUUUAUUGCUACUGACAUUAUGAAGUUGAAUGCUUCGGAAUUAUUAACAUUAGAGACAAUUAAUUAGGAAUUGUGAUUGUUAGAAUGAAUAAUGUUAGGAAGAACAUUUUAGUGUAAAUUAUAAUAAAAUCUAUUGUGGUUAGUUAAAUAAAUUGCCCUACACAGUAUGGAUUGCAUAUAUAUAGUAAAUGAAAAUACAUGUUAUACUGGAAAAAAUUGAUUAUUUAAUUGAAAUCCCUAAAUUAUAAAAGUGAAAGUUUCAAUGAAAAUAAAUGUCAAAAUUGAAUUAAAAAAAAAAAGAAAACAGUCUGUAUAAUAUUCAUCACUGACCUAGUGACCCAAUUCUACAGUAUGUUCAAAUUUGCUCAAAUGAAAAGUUAACUUUGUUGUAUAUCGUCAGCAAAUGUGCUGAAAAGUAUGUACCUACUAUUCUACUAAUAUUAUAAGUGUGAAGCUUUGUAUGUGUGGAUGUAUGUUUGAACUUCUUUAACGCAAAAUCUACUGAAUAGAUUUUAAUGAAACUUUACAAUAAUAUAGCUUACACACCAGAAUAACAAAUAGGCUAUAAUUUAUAAUACUAUAGUGUGAAUUAUACAAAAUAUAAAAGAAGUGUGAUUGUUACUAAUGAAUACAACUAGCGCCAUCUCUUAUCAACUAGCAAGCAAAAGAUCAAUACAAUUUAUAUGGCAAAACAACGUUUGCCGGGUCAGCUAGUUUCAUAUAUGCAAGAUCCACACUGUAUAUGGAAGUGGUGCCUACGACAGAGACAGCACACGAAUGUCUCUUAGUUGCUGUACCAAUAUUUGUAUUGCAAAAACUUUCAACCUUGAUGGCCAUCAGAUGACCUUAAUUGUCCUCUAAUUCAUAAAAAAACUAAAAGUGAAUGAUUGGUUCUUGAUAGAAUUGCAUCAAUUGUUACAUAAAAAUCGUCAGUAGACUCGAAUCCCAGAACUACAAAACUCAAUAACCAUAAUUAAUUUUAUUGAUCUGAAUGUGAUGUAUCUAUUUUUAAUAUAAUAUUAGAUGUAUGCAAUUUUUAUUGCACAUAGUUUAAGUGUUUAUGACGAUGUGUAUAUUUGUAUAUAUGUUUAUCGAAAUAAUUUUUGUGCAUUUUUUAUUGUUAUGUGCAAAUAAAGUUUAUAUCAUGUA